Limulus polyphemus (Atlantic horseshoe crab) is the source of this 3936-nucleotide messenger RNA. RefSeq names its product speckle targeted PIP5K1A-regulated poly(A) polymerase-like. The record is from RefSeq and is a predicted model, not a curated record. Gene Ontology annotation, molecular function: poly(A) RNA polymerase activity. NCBI's taxonomy places the organism in Eukaryota, Metazoa, Arthropoda, Merostomata, Xiphosura, Limulidae. The transcript is spliced from 11 exons. The coding region runs from base 568 to 2688 and encodes 706 amino acids.
UAUUAUGAUGUGAUUAUUGAGGCUUGUGUACUUCAUUCUAUGUUAUAUUUACAUUUUAUAUUUAUGUUUUAGUGACUACUGUCAGUUUAUUAUGAGUCAAGAAUUGUGCCAAAUUUGUAAUUUGUUUAUACCAUCUGGGGCAGGUAAUGAGAAAACUCACUACAAUGGUAAGAGACACUUGGCCAAUCUUGCUUACAAACAUCGGUUAGAGGAAGAAGCCCAAAGAACUAUAUUUGUUAAAGGAUUUCCUCCAAACACAGAUGAGUUGCAAUUAAGUGACAUUUUCUCCAAGAUAGGAAAAGUGAGGCAAGUGAUUAUUGACAAGGAAAAGAGAAGAUUUGCCUUUGUGGAAUUUGAAUGUGGCAGUUCGGCAGCUACAGCCUUGAGUAUGAAGAACCCUUUUAUCAUUCAUCAACAUCAACUUCAAGUAAAACCACGAAAAAUGAAGCCGGAUCAUUUUUCCAACGAAAGAGUGGAAAUACCCAAGUCGAAACAAUUUACUAAACCUGUAGAUCACAAAGUUCUGGUGGACAAACUGAUUUCUAAGGACACAAGGUGGAUAACCAGAUGGUGAUGUUGAGAGACACCUUAAAAUUGUCUAUGAAGGAAACACUUCAACGAGAGGAUUUUUGUAGAGUUCUUCAGGAUACCCUGCAAGAAUAUUUUCCAGGAUGUACUGUACACCUUUACGGAUCAAGUAUCAAUGGAUUUGGGUUUAAAGGAUGUGACAUUGACAUGUUUUUGGAUAUUAAUCAUUUAGUAAAUAAGGAUUUCACUUCAUCUGACACUUCAAAGUGUGGAGAUAUACCUUCUGUGCAUGAUAUUAUAAGUGGUUUGGUGUCUGUUGAUAUAAUUCACAAGAUGCCUCAGGAAAUGCAGUUGAAGUUCAUAAUUAAAGUAAUACGCAGGAUUCCAAAAUGUAGAAACGUAGUGUUUAUUCCAAGUAAACGCUGUCAAAUUAUUCACUUCGUGCACUCUGGCUUUAAUGUGGAUUGUGACGUUUCCUCUAAGAGCAGCCUGGUUGUUCACAAUAGUCGUUUGUUGAGGUUGUAUGGCCUGCUGGACCCACGAGUCUCACCAUUGAUUAUGACUCUUCAUUACUGGGGUAAAAGACUUAGGUUAACUUUCUCUGGCCACAAACUUACCAGCUAUGCAUUCACCUGGAUGAUAAUAUUCUUCCUACAAACUUGUGAUCCACCAAUUUUACCAUCGGUAUUAGAACUAAGGAAGCUGGCAGAUGAUACAAAAGAAGUGGAUGGCAUAGACUGUACAUUUUGUAAUGAUUCUUCCAAACUCGGUCCAUCAGCUAAUGAAUUGAAUGGAGAGGACUUGCUGAAGAGUUUUUUUGACUUUUAUAGCACCUUUGACUUCAAAAAAUGGGUGAUAUCUCCUAGGUUUGGCCAAGUAUUUGAUAAACAAAAGUUUUCCAUGAUCUUUCCAAACUUGGUUCAUUUCGUGGUAGCACCAAUAUCUAUUCAAGACCCAUUUGACUUGAACGACAAUAUUGCAGCAACAGUUAUUGAAGAUUCGUUAAAUAAACUUGUACAUAAAAUGAAGCAAGCACAAACUUUCUGUGACUCCCAAUGUUUUACUAGCAACUGCAAUGGUGCUUCCAAGCUAUGGGGGAUUCCAAUACUUUUUGAUCCAGAGAAGUACACGUACAAAACAAAAUCACUGGAGCCAGUCCCUCAGUUCAAUAUUGAAGAUACUUUAGGUACAAUAAUAUUUAGAAUUCAGUUCCAACCACACAAAACGAACUUUUGUUUUAACAGCCUACCCCCAGGAAAUCUUUCGGACUGGAACUUAAGGAGGUUGUGGAUGUACAAGACAUCGUACAUUAUCUUGGAUAUCUUACAGAAAGGAUUAAUGUUUGAAUGUAAGGUUCGUGACUACAUGAGGACACGUUGGCUGAAAAAGAAAACUAAGCAGUCUUCUGAAAAACACGAGUCUCGUGAUAAAAGACACCAGGUGAACACGGAAUCAGAUGAGCAUUCAUCUAAACGCCUGUGUGUGACGCACGAUGUUGAACCAAAAAAAGAACUGGAACGUUGCCGUCUCAAAGAAUCAGACGAACAUUUUGAACAACGCAAUGCAAGUGAUAGCACUGCUGAAACCACAGAGUGGGAUCAAUUUGAGGAGUUGAUUUUUGGUUCAUCUGACAUGCAAGUAGAUGAAGAUUGGGUUGAAGGAGAUAGUGAACAAAGUAAUGAAGAGACUCAAGAAACAAGUAAUAAAAUAACUUCAGGACCUGCAAUUACUUCUGAGAGCUCAGUGUCUAAAGAACAGACUGACAAGGAGCCCCUGGCAUCGACCUCAAGGGAGAAUAUCCCUACAGAUUCCAGAAAAACACUUCUAAAAAUAUUCUGUAAAGUAUUUUAUCGUACGUGGGAUGCUAGAAAGAAACAUAAAGCUGAAUUUGUCCCUACUGAUAUUAAUGAUCCUUUGGAAUUAGAACAUUAUAUAUCGCAACAGAUAAUUAGCAAGUCUACUUCAAAACCAAGUAAACCAAUAAUUGAUUUUGUUUGUCGCACAAGAGAGAAAAUUGAGAAUGAAAUGUUGGGCAUUGAAAUUGAGUUGAAACCUAAAUUUCGCUCUAAAGAAUUUAUUGCACAUAUUUCAUUAUUUUUAAAUUCCUACAUAAUUAAAAUGGCAGAAAAAUGUAUGAAUGUAGACAAAAAACGUACGUGACUAAUUCUCUAAUUUUGCUAUUUUACCUUGACUUUUAUGUAUUUAAGCUGACCAAUUUUAGGCUUCAGGAAAUGUUUGUACUUGCUCUUAUUCCAGUAGAGGUGUUGAAGUUUCAACCCUAAAGGAAAUGUUUGUACUUGCUCUUAUUCCAGUAGAGGUGUUGAAGUUUCUUUAGUACAUAAUUUUACUUGGAACUCAAGUUUUACACCGAUAGCCAUAACUAGUAAGUUUUUAUGUGCGUUAUCAUUUGACGGUCCUAGAGUAAAAAUGUUUUAUUAGUUAUUCUAUCUAAAAGGGUUUUUUUAACAAAUAAAACUAAACUAGAUUACUUAGUAUUCUGGGAGUUUCAAAAAGUCGCUUCCACUAAUUGGAUGACUGUGUUUGAGAAACAGAUAGGUACAAUGUUGUAAAACUCAACGAGUAGACCAGUUUGAAUGUGCAGUAGACAAAACAUACAGUCUUGUGGUGUGUUUUGAUGACAUCGUGGUCAAAAUACAUAGAUCCGACUGUUCAUAAAUAGGGUAUUUUUGUAAUAGGUGUUAAAUAUUAUUUAUUGGUGAUGGUUUUAAACUCCAGAGACUGUAUACUGCAUGAUCAAAUUGAUCUAAAAACAGUUUUACAAUAUUGUGUUCACUGUUUUCCUGAAUGCCAUUGACAAAACAUCAGAAGUGACUUGAAAAACAUCUGGUAUGUUCACUUUCACAGUUUUGUGCAAAAUGACAUGAGCUUUAUUAGAGUGAGGAAGACGAGAUGUGUUACAGAUGACAUGACUUAUUUUUAUACACUGUACUAGUACAAAAAGUUAUGUGGUGAAACACCAAAAAUCUCUUGGUGGUUUUAAUAAUUUGUUUUUUGAAAGAAAGUCGCAUGUACAUAGUUGUAAGUAAUGGUGAUUACAUUUAUUCUACUAUUUGGAUAUUUCCUCCUGUUAAUAUUUGAUUAUAGUGUAUAAUGGCAAACGCUGAACUUUGAGAAGAAUCCUUUUCAUUAUGCUGUUUUGCUCAAUAAUAAGACUCAAAUAUUAAGAAAGAUAGAUUUGUAGAAAAAAAACUUUGGUCCCGUUUUAUCUGUCAUCCGCAUCACUACCUUAUUUUUUCAGUUAACCUUUUGGCGUGAUAAAACUACAGUUUUUUUUUUUAUUAUUAUUAUAAAUUCAAGAAUUAUAAUAAAUAUUUUGAAAGGUUUAAAUUCCUUAGUAUUUCAGGUUUAUGUUUUUUAUAAUAAUGUUGAAUGAAUAAAACUAUUAAU